GUAGAUUUGCUCCAAGAAUCGUUCUUUAAACAACUUGGUCUUUAUAACGGCAGCAAACAUUGAAUCUGGUAUUACCUUCCCACUUUUUGCUGGUUGUGGUGAAUCCUGUGGUGAAUGUGAGGAUGAAUGUCAGGAUGAUUCCUGUGGUACCUUCACAGCAGUGACCUGGUAUGGACUCAUGGAGGUUGCUCAUAGAAAUCAAUUAGCAAUAUAUUAUAACAAAUUAAGAAUGAUUCAUUUCAAUGGUGCGUUGUACUAACCAUGAGUUUUGUUGAGAAACACAAGAAGCAGCAUAUGAAGAAAAAGUAUCUAGAAAGGCAUCAUGUGAUGACCUAUUUACAGGAUGCGAUUAGUCAACUAUUGCUUCACAAAGAAGACAAUCCAUAUUUUUGUUCGUCCAGAUUUCUUUGCGAAUAUUUCAGCUGUAUAGUCAAAGGAAAUCAUACUUUGUUUCGCGAGUACAACUUUGUUCGAGCAACCCCUCAUAAUCGGUCUUCGUUUAUCGCCAUGUUCUCUAAUUGUUUCAAAACCAUUGGACAAUGUGGAGAUUUGCUAAGUGUAAAAGAGUAUCAUUCAUUGUUAUCUUUGAUUUGUUCUGAUUUUCCUAUUCAUAUUGUACAAAAGUCUGCUAGGAUCGUUUUAAUGGAGGAUGCAAUGGAUUGUUUAAUGUCUUUCUCUGAUUUUUUCGCUGCGUUUCAAAUUCAAUUAUAUUACGAAGAAUUUUUGGACAAAUGCAGUGUUAUUUACGAUGAAAUAGCUAGUGGUUCACGUAGAUGUAGCCAAGUCGUAGUCGUUCCUACGUCUGAUUUAAAAUCUGAGUCACCUAAAAAUAUGGAAAACUUUUAUAAGGAAGAUAGAAAUAACGUAAAUGGUAUUGAUUGCACUUGUUUCUACAAUGCAAUUUUACACAGGAUAGUUUAUCACAGCUCUGUUGCAAAUGCGAUAAGAGUACCACAUGUUGCAAUUUUAAAGCAAGUUUUAUCUUCUGCUAACCGUGUCACCUUCUACGGAUAUUUAAUGGCUCUAGCAAAAAAUAAUGCUAUUCGCCAAUCUAUUGAUGACGACUGCAUCACAUGUGGGUGAUAUUAGUACUUUGUUUAUGAAGAGAUUUAAAUAUUAUAAGUAUUUGUUCAUGUUUCAAUAAAGUUUCUUUGAUAAUUGCAA
This is a messenger RNA of Xenia sp. Carnegie-2017, 1164 nucleotides long. RefSeq names its product UPF0705 protein C11orf49 homolog. The transcript is spliced from 9 exons. Lineage: Eukaryota; Metazoa; Cnidaria; Anthozoa; Malacalcyonacea; Xeniidae. Bases 262 to 1083 code for a protein of 273 amino acids. The record is from RefSeq and is a predicted model, not a curated record.